CAACAGGCCCGAUUAGUCUUUUGGCCGAAAACUGUUUUAAUCAAAAUAAUAGGUUUUAAUUUAAGUUUUUGAGUAAAUUCUUAUUGGGUAAUAACGCAAUUGACUCAAAUUGGUUUAAAGUAAGUUACAAGCCAAAUAUUUGCGUUCGAACUGGUCGACACUCGUGUCACACAUUGACAUUUCAAAUCUAACCUCGAAAUUUCCGCAUGUUUUCUUCGCCGUAAAAAUGUCCACUGAGGUUUAUUUAAGCGAAGCCGAGUUAUUUUGUGACGCUGACGAAGACACCGCUCUCAGUUACCCGAGUGAAGACUCCGAAAUUGACUCAAUUUUGGCGACUAAAACCCAGCGAAACCCCCAAGUGUCAUCCCACAAAGUGAGUUCAUACCAGCCCCCCGCCAACCUAUUUAAAAAAUACUCCCACAAAAUCAACAUUGACGAUUUGCCCAGCCAUGCCACCAACUCGCUCAAAGCCAGCGAAAAGCGCCAAGAAAACGAGAAAAUCCGCCGCAAAGACAAGCACGACCGCGCCACCGCUGAGCAAGUGAUGGACCCCCGAACCCGAAUGAUUCUGUUCAAAUUACUGAACCGGAACGUCAUUUCGGAGAUAAACGGUUGCAUUUCCACGGGCAAGGAGGCCAAUGUGUACCAUGCGAGCAGCGAGGGGGGCCACUUCGCGAUCAAGAUCUACAAAACGUCGAUUCUUGUCUUCAAAGACCGCGACAAGUACGUCAGUGGGGAGUUCCGCUUCCGGCACGGCUACUGCCGCCACAACCCCCGCAAAAUGGUGCGCACUUGGGCUGAGAAAGAGAUGAGGAACUUGAUUCGGAUGCACUCGAGUGGGGUGAACGUCCCCGAGCCGAUUUUGCUGCGCUCCCAUGUGCUGGUGAUGGGGUUUGUGGGGAAAAAUGGCUGGCCUGCACCCAAAUUAAAAGACGUGGAGUUGAGUCAGUCAAAAGCACGGGAAAUUUACAGAGAUGUUGUUGUAAUCAUGUGGAAAAUGUACAAUAAGUGUAAAUUAGUACAUGCGGAUUUCUCCGAAUUCAAUUUGCUUUAUUUGAGUGGAGAAAUCUACGUUAUCGACGUGUCACAAUCUGUGGAACAUGACCAUCCACAUGCCUUGGAGUUUCUGCGGAAGGAUUGCACGAAUAUUAGCGAUUUUUUUAAGAAAAAACAAGUUGCAACGAUGAAAAUCAAAGAUUUGUUUGAUUUUAUUACGGAUCCGAAUAUCAAUGAGGGGAAUAUGGAAGAGUGUCUUGAGACUUUGGCCGAAAAAGCCGCCCAACACACUGAAAUAACAUCAGAAGAACAGGUCGAAGAGGAGGUGUUUAAGCAGGCCUACAUCCCUAAACGACUCACCGAAGUCAUCGAUUUUGAACGUGAUAUAAAUGGGGCCAAGUCGGGACUUGUUGAUGAUUUAGUUUACAAAACUUUGAUCGGUUUAAAAGCCGAUUUGAGUGGGACUGUGCAACACCCGGAGAUUUUAGAUGAAAGAGAGUCAAGUUCGGAUGAGAGUCUUGAAGACAGCAACAGUAAUUUUGUUGAUGCCUCGCGCCCCAAACAUGAGACUCUCGACGAGAAAAAGGCGCGGAAAAAGGCAGUCAAGGAGGCACAAGCCGCGAAAAGGGCAACCAAAAUAAAAAAACAUGUCAAAAAACGGAAAGAGAGAGUUUCAAAGAAAUAAAUUUAAAAAAAGUU
Messenger RNA from Tribolium madens (black flour beetle), 1695 nucleotides. RefSeq names its product serine/threonine-protein kinase RIO1 (gene RIOK1). Gene Ontology annotation, cellular component: preribosome, small subunit precursor; cytosol. Gene Ontology annotation, molecular function: ATP binding; protein serine/threonine kinase activity. The record is from RefSeq and is a predicted model, not a curated record. Lineage: Eukaryota; Metazoa; Arthropoda; Insecta; Coleoptera; Tenebrionidae. The transcript has 2 exons. Gene Ontology annotation, biological process: maturation of SSU-rRNA. The coding region runs from base 227 to 1681 and encodes 484 amino acids.